AUGCCAAGGUGUCUUGACGUGCUCCUCUAUGGGCCAGGUUCCAUCGGAGCAUUUUAUGCUUUUAUCCUUCAUAGGUCGCCGAGGGUCCGUCUAUUUGUUGUUGCACGCUCUGGCUACGAAGCAAUCAAGUUGAAUGGAAUUACUGUCAAGAGCGACUCCCAUGGAGAACAUAUUUUUCGGCCAGUGCAAGUGUUCAGACAGCCGUCCGAUGCAAAGCGUGUCUUUGACUAUGUUGUAUGCACUAACAAGGCUAUCGAAUCGGAGCGAGUGGCUCGCGACCUUGCACCCGUGGUGGACGUGGGAAGGACCACAUUUGCGCUGAUGCAAAAUGGCAUCGGGAUUGAAGAGCCUUUUAGAAAAGCGUAUCCCACUUGUCCAAUUCUUAGUGGCGUGGUAUGGGUAGGAGGCGCUCAACUGUCUCCGGGCGUUGUCCACCACUAUCCACCCGAAAACACGGAGAUUGGCCUCUUCGAAAGCCAGGACAUCAACGCGACCGUGCAACAAGAAAGCCUCGAUCAAUUUGUAUCAUGUUUCCGCGAGGGAGGAACUCCAGUACAGGUUCUCCCUAACAUUCAGACCGCUCGCUGGAAGAAGACAAUCUGGAACAUGGCUUGGAACUCUAUCACAACUCUCACAUCUUGGAACACAGCAUCAUGGCUCUCAUCAUCCACUUUUGCUGUUCCGCUGACGAGAACGUUGAUGGCAGAGGGAAUCAGCGUGGCAAAGGCAUUACGAAUUCCCGAGGUAGAUGAUGACUUACUUGAUGAAUUUUUAACGAAGAUCAAUCAGUUGGGGCCUAUCUACAGUAGCAUGUACUACGAUAGCAAAUUUGGAAGACCAAUGGAAGUGGAAGCGAUAUUUGGGACUGCGGUCCGAAAAGGGCGUGAGCUGGGUGUCUCAACUCCAACCUUGGGAUUAGUUUACGGGCUUUUGCUCGCCAUUGAUGCCAGAAUGACGUUGGAUCGCAACAAAGGGGAGGAAGCAUGA
Molecule: messenger RNA, 987 nt
Organism: Cladophialophora psammophila CBS 110553
Lineage: Eukaryota; Fungi; Ascomycota; Eurotiomycetes; Chaetothyriales; Herpotrichiellaceae
Product: 2-dehydropantoate 2-reductase
Exons: 2
Coding region: 1-987 (328 amino acids)
Biological process (GO): pantothenate biosynthetic process
Cellular component (GO): cytoplasm
Molecular function (GO): 2-dehydropantoate 2-reductase activity
Source: RefSeq, a predicted model, not a curated record